CAAAGAAAAUGGAGAGUGCAGAAUCAGCCUCAGCAAUCGCCGAGAGAGAAAAACGGGACAACCAAAAUCCGAUUUCGAGCGUACCGAAAUUAACGGAAAGUGGGAGUUCAGAAAUGGCGGCUGCUUCCGCCACGGACGGUGUGGCUGCGGCGGCACUGAAAUCGGUGCUGCAGCGCGUGCAACAGACGGCGGAGAGGUGCGGACGUGGGUCAGAUAGGAUCCGUGUAGUCGCUGUUAGCAAGACGAAGCCGGUUUCACUUCUCCGGCAAGUUUACGACGCCGGCCACCGUUGCUUCGGGGAGAACUACGUCCAGGAACUCGUAGAAAAAGCGCCUCAGCUACCGGAGGAUAUAGAGUGGCGUUUCAUUGGGAAUUUGCAGAGUAAUAAAGUGAAGCCGCUUUUAACUGGAGUGCCAAAUCUUGCCAUGGUGGAAACUGUUGAUGAUGAGAAGAUUGCCAAUCUUCUUGACCGCGUGGCUGGAAACAUUGGAAGAAAGCCUUUAAAAGUGUUUGUCCAAGUUAACACAAGUGGGGAAGCAUCUAAAUAUGGUGUUGAACCUGCUGGUUGUGUGGAGCUUGUCAAACAUGUUACUUUGCGCUGUCCAAACCUUGAAUUUUGUGGCCUAAUGACAAUAGGAAUGGCUGAUUAUACUUCCACCCCAGAAAAUUUCAAGACUUUGGCAGAUUGCAGAACUGAGGCCUGCAAGGCACUUGGAAUUACGGAAGAGCAAUGUGAACUGUCAAUGGGCAUGUCUGGCGACUUUGAGCUUGCUAUUGAAAUGGGUAGUACAAAUGUUCGAAUUGGAUCCACCAUAUUUGGAGCGAGGGAGUAUCCAAAGAGGCAGUCGAAUUAGCAAUGCAAAUAUCAGCAUCGCCACCCUUGGCAAGUUUAAUUACAGAAAUCACACACCGUUUACCCCCAGCAGCUGCUUGAUCAGCUUGCCCAAGAUUUAUGUUGUAUUUUUUAAUAUCAUGCAGCUAGACUGAGCCCUCUGAUUUUAAGGUUGCUUAUAUUUGAGCCCUCUUGACAGUUUUUAAUCACUUAUAUCCGCUGAUGUAUCAAAUGGCAUGCAAAGCACUUGAUGAGUUGUGCAUUUUUUCUUUUUUAUCUUCAA
Coffea eugenioides is the source of this 1115-nucleotide messenger RNA. RefSeq names its product pyridoxal phosphate homeostasis protein-like. Gene Ontology annotation, cellular component: intracellular anatomical structure. Bases 9 to 854 code for a protein of 281 amino acids. The transcript has 7 exons. The record is from RefSeq and is a predicted model, not a curated record. Lineage: Eukaryota; Viridiplantae; Streptophyta; Magnoliopsida; Gentianales; Rubiaceae. Gene Ontology annotation, molecular function: pyridoxal phosphate binding.